CGUGUGCAUGUGUGGCUUUUGAACUGCCCACAGACUGUCACCGAGAGAAGCGGGAGGGAGGGGGAGAAAUGCAGCGGCAGCAGUAGCGGCGGCGCCGGCGUUACUCCAAGCAGCCACAGCUCCAGCCACUACACUCCCAGCCAGCGAGCGAGGGAGAUCUCCGGCGAGACUCAGCGGGCGCCAGGGCGAGCCGGGACCCCGCUCUCUCUCUCUCUUUGUGACCCCAGCCUCGCAGCCGCGCCAAAGGGGACAGAGGAGCAAAGGAACGAGGGCUCCAACAUGGGAGGCAAACUGAGCAAGAAGAAGAAGGGCUACAAUGUGAACGACGAAAAGGCCAAAGACAAGGACAAGAAGGCUGAGGGGGCGGCCGUGGAGGAAGGCGAGGCUCUGAAGGAGAACGAGCAGAGCCAGGCCACUACAACGGAGACGGCAGAAGUGAAGGAGAACAACCAGGAGGAUAAGCAGGGAGACAAGGAGGCCAAGAAGGCAGAAGAGAAAGAAGGGGAGAAAGAGACGGCUGCCCCGAGCCAGGAAGAGCCCAAGAAACCUGAGCUGGAGAAGCCCGAGGCUGUUGUCGAUGCCAAGGCUGAGCCUCCGAAGAACAACGAGGCCCCCAAGGCGGAGGAGCCCAGCCCUGCCGCUCCUCCUCCAGCCAGCAGCGACGCGCCGAAACCUUCUGAGCCCAGCAGCGAUGCAAAAGCUUCCCAGCCUUCAGAAGCCACAGCUACUAGUAAAGUAGAUGACAAGGGCAAGGAGGAAGGGGAAGUCAAAAAGACUGCGGCUCCUGCAGUACCCACAGCCCCCCAAGAAACUAAAAGUGAAGUGGCCCCAGCUUCAGACUCAAAACCUAGCAGCAGCGAGGCUGCGCCUUCUUCCAAGGAGACCCCGGCAACAACAGAAGCACCUAGUUCUACUCCUAAGGCCUCGGAGCCUGCGGCCCCGCCAGAGGAAGCAAAACCAUCUGAAGCCCCGGCAACUAAUUCGGAUCAAACCAUAGCAGUGAAAGAUUAAAUUUGGACAGCCUAUUGGGAAACGAAACGGCAGCAGCAGCAGCGGCAGCAACGACGACAAAUUAACCACUUUAAACAACCUGUGUAUUUUUAUUAUUAUUACCUCUCUCUCUCUCUCUUUCUUUUUUUUUUCCAGCUCUACUAACUCAUUUCAGAUCUGAAAUAACAAUAUGUAUUGCCCAGGAAAAAUAAAAAAGGAAAAAAACAAAGUUUAAAAAAAACAGAUUGUCCCAUCAAGUUGAAAGGGAGGGGGCUGGGGGGCUGGUUCUGGCAGAGGACAGGCUGGGGUGGGGAUCCAAAUAGUAUUUUUGUGGGGGAAAUAUCUAAUAUACUUUCUGCCAACUUUGCAAAGUCCUGUAUUUCAAUCAGUAGUUCAAAUAAGGCAACCCAGAUGUCCGAAAAUGCAGUACCUCUUUUUUUUUGUACGUGAACCGCUUCGUAAACGCACUCCACCAAUCUUUGGAUCUUUUCCUUUCUUCUUUUUCUCUAAUGGGGGGUUUGGGAGUGAUGAUGUAAUUGAAGAUUCUGCCCAGUUGGGCUCAGUGCCACACCAAUCAGAUCUUUAUGAAAGCAGUAUUUCCUGUGGUUUGUAUUUUUUUUUUUUAAUUUACAGCCUUUAUCAUUUUGUAUUUUUUAUGCAGUGGAUGAACGGCAGCUUUCAGACGAAACUCACACAGCUGUCCACAUUUUUUCUCAAUGCCAAUCCUCUGAUUCUUCUUCCUCUCCAAAUAUUUUUGGGAGUUAAAAAAAUAAAAAAUAAAAACAAAAAACAAAAAAAAACGCAUUCUCAUCCUACUUAGCCUACCUAGAUUUCUCAUGACGAGUUUAAUGCAUGUCCGUGGUUGGGUGCACCUGUAGUUCUGUUUAUUGGUCAGUGAAAAUGAAAAAAAAAAUUCUGCGUUCAUUGCAGUUCCAGUUUCUCUUCCAUUCUGUGUCACAGACACCAAUACACCACUCAUUGGGGAAAAAAACAAAACAAAAACAAACGAAAAAGCAAAAUGUACAAUGGAUGCAUUGAAAUUAUAUGUAAUUGUAUAAAUGGUGCAACAGUAAUAAAAGUUAAAUAAUUUAAAAACA
Messenger RNA from Podarcis raffonei (Aeolian wall lizard), 2087 nucleotides. It is a transcript of the gene BASP1, whose product is annotated as brain abundant membrane attached signal protein 1. Lineage: Eukaryota; Metazoa; Chordata; Lepidosauria; Squamata; Lacertidae. The record is from RefSeq and is a predicted model, not a curated record. Gene Ontology annotation, biological process: negative regulation of DNA-templated transcription. Bases 280 to 1011 code for a protein of 243 amino acids. Gene Ontology annotation, cellular component: nucleus; cytoplasm. The transcript is spliced from 2 exons. Gene Ontology annotation, molecular function: transcription corepressor activity; transcription cis-regulatory region binding.